GAAAUUUUGUCUUAAAACUUCAGAGUUACAAAGGACAAGAGAAUCCAACUUCCCCAGUGAUUUUUCUUUUAUUUUACGGGGAGGUAAUCACAUGGGCAAAGACACUUGUUGCGGUUAGCUAUAUUAAAAUUCAAGGAAACUGUGGGGAAAUCAGGUGCAGUGCUUGUAUUCCACCGUCUCAAUCUUACCUUUGCCUUUGAAACUCACGAGGGUUUGCUUUCUUUGCCCUUCAUUUUCAGCCCCUUCAUGUUUUCUCGCCCCUCCUUAUUUCUUGCAUCAUUUUCUGCUACUAAAACCACCCCAAAUCCUAAGCAGAAACAGUUAAACUUGCAAACCUAUCUGCUUUUGUUUGUUAUGUUUAUACUGUUUUUUUGUGUGACCUUAUGAAGAAGGAUCUGCGUUCACAUUGGAGUUUAAGGAAGCUGAUGGCUAGCAAUGGGAUGUUAUACCCAAUUCUCGGAUUUGCUUCUUGUGUGGCUUUGAUUUAUAUGUCUUUUGGUGAUUUGAAGCUUAGUCGUUUCCCUAGGGAACAGAGAUUAAGUUUUGUGCAAAGGAAUGGGUCUCAGUUCUUUUUGGAUGGGAAACCUUUGUACGUUAAUGGAUGGAAUUCGUACUGGUUAAUGUCCCAUUCUGUGGAGGAAAAUACUCGACCUAAGGUCAGUGCAAUGCUUGAAGCUGGUGCGAAGAUGGGUCUCACUGUUUGCAGAACUUGGGCCUUCAAUGAUGGAGGCUAUAAUGCUCUCCAGAUUUCCCCUGGGCAAUUCGAUGAGCGAGUCUUCAAGGGCUUGGACUAUGUCAUUGCUGAAGCAAGGCAACAUGGAAUUAGGCUUAUUCUUAGCUUAGUAAAUAACUUGCAACCAUAUGGUGGAAAGACACAGUAUGUCAACUGGGCGUGGCAAGAAGGCAUUGGUUUGAGCUCUUCUAAUGAUUCCUUCUUCUUUGACCCAUCAAUCCGCAAAUAUUUCAAGAACUAUGUCCUGUCUGUCCUCACCAGGAAGAACACCAUCACUGGAAUCGAAUAUCGGAAUGAUCCUACCAUCUUUGCUUGGGAGUUGAUAAACGAACCCCGUUGCAUAACCGAUCCUUCUGGGGAUACUCUUCAAGAUUGGUUAGAAGAGAUGACGGCUUUCAUAAAAUCAAUCGACAAAAACCAUCUAUUGACCAUUGGCUUAGAAGGAUUUUACGGUCCUAAAAGCCCCAAGAAGUCAACUGUGAAUCCAGAAGAGUGGGCCUCAGCCCUUGGAUCUGAUUUUAUGCGCAACUCGAACAUGACACAUGUUGAUUUUGCCUCUGUUCAUAUAUAUGCCGACCAAUGGUUUCAUCAUCUCGGUUUCGAAGAGAAACGGAACUAUGUUUACAAGUGGAUGCGAUCACACAUUGAAGAUUGUGACAAGGAACUGAAGAAGCCGGUCAUGUUCACCGAGUAUGGCUUGUCGGACCAGAACAAAGACUACCAGCCAUCCCAACGAGAGCAGCUUUAUAGAACUGUUCUAGACAUCAUUUACAAGUCAGCAAAGAAGAAAGGGUCGGGGGCAGGUGCUUUAGUAUGGCAAUUCUUCGUGGAAGGAAUGGCAGAAUACAGCGACGAUUUCGGUAUCGUACCAUGGGAGUCCCCACCGAUAUACAAACUGACUGUAGAACACUCGUGCAGAUUGGCUAGAAUCCAAGGACUUAUUCAAGAAAACGAAAACUUCAAACAACUAUGUUCCAAGAGAGAGGAAAGCUAGCGCUAUCAGAAAAUUUGAUUCAUUCUGGGGAGGUAGUUUGUGGGAGAUAUAAAAAGUUUAUUGGUAGUGUAUUCUUCUUCU
Messenger RNA from Hibiscus syriacus, 1808 nucleotides. RefSeq names its product mannan endo-1,4-beta-mannosidase 2-like. NCBI's taxonomy places the organism in Eukaryota, Viridiplantae, Streptophyta, Magnoliopsida, Malvales, Malvaceae. Bases 384 to 1727 code for a protein of 447 amino acids. Gene Ontology annotation, molecular function: hydrolase activity, hydrolyzing O-glycosyl compounds. The record is from RefSeq and is a predicted model, not a curated record. The transcript has 6 exons.